GGGACAGGAGGAAAGCGGGUCACGACACCGCCGUGACGUUACGUUGGACCCAAAGUGUAACUGUUAACAUGCGCAGACAGGACGACAGACAGACACCGAGUCCGGCUUAAUGUUAUAAUUACAAAACUUGCUGUCAUAGAUACGUGUGAUGAUCAUUUUUGCCUAUAUUUCAAAAUAGUAGCUUGGAUGUGUAUUUAUGGAGGCGACAUAGUACGCCGAGGGCAGCCUGACCUCGGUGUUGUCGAAACAAGAUGAUGAAAAACUGGGGUGUCAUUGGUGGGAUAGCUGCUGCGAUUGCAGCUGGAGUAUACGUUUUGUGGGGCCCAAUUACUGAGCGAAAGAAGAGAAAGAGAGGUAUGGUUCCUGGCCUGUUGAACUUAGGCAACACCUGCUUCCUGAACUCUUUGCUUCAGGGCUUGGCAGCAUGUCCGUCCUUCAUCAGGUGGCUGGAGAAGUUUUCAGGUUCGCCUCCAGUCCAGUCAGCCAAAGACAACCAGCUGUCUACGACACUGCUUCAGCUUCUCAAAGCUCUGUCCAGUGAGGAGCCUGGGGACGAAGAUGUACUUGAUGCCGGAUGUCUCCUGGAUGUUCUCAGACUGUACCGGUGGCACAUCAGUUCAUUUGAAGAGCAGGAUGCACAUGAACUUUUUCAUGUCCUUACGUCUUCUCUGGAGGAGGAGCGGGAUCAUCAACCCAAAGUCACUCACUUGUUUGACAUGCAGUCGCUCGAGAGUCUCCCUGAUCAAGAUGAGAAAACUAUGACCUGCAGAAGUCGAGCUCCUCUUCAUCCAAUACCAAGUCCUUGGAAGUUUCAACAUCCUUUUCAUGGUCGUUUAACAAGCAACAUGUCAUGCAAGCGCUGCGAACAACAAAGUCCGGUGCGGUAUGACUCAUUUGAGAGCCUCUCCCUGUCCAUCCCUUUACCUCACUGGGGUCGACCUAUCUCUCUAGAUCAGUGUCUUCAGCAUUUCAUCUCCUCAGAAACCAUCAAAGAAGUGGAGUGUGAAAACUGCACCAAGCUUCAACAAGGGACAACAGUAAAUGGGCAAGUUUUGGAAAGCCAGAGGACAACAUUUGUUAAACAGCUAAAACUGGGAAAGCUCCCCCAGUGCCUCUGCAUCCAUUUACAAAGACUGACGUGGUCCAGUGAAGGAACCCCCAUCAAAAGACAGGAGCAUGUGCUGUUCACAGAGUAUCUAUCGAUGGACUGCUACAAACACAAUGCUUCCACACAGAGAAGUCAGCGGGUCAAAUGUGCUCCAAAGCCCAUAAAGGCAGAAAACUCUGAUGAUUCCAUGGAGAAGCCCACUACUAAUGGCACUGAUGCAGAGCACCGUAACAACAACAACAACCCUUUUUCUAAUGGAACCUGUUCGUCUGUAUUUCUUCGCUCUCCUGGUGUGAACCCACAGCUCGGCCUCACAUAUGACUACAGUUCUACAGAGUACCUUUUCCAGCUCACGGCUGUGCUGAUUCACCACGGUGACAUGCACUCAGGACAUUUCGUCACAUACCGCCGCAGCCCUUCCUCCCCUCGCAUCCCUUCACCCUUCAGCUCCCAGUGGCUUUGGGUGUCAGACGACUCGGUACGAAAAGCCAGCCUGCACGAGGUUCUGUCUUCCAACGCUUACAUGCUCUUCUACGAGAGAGUCCGAAGACUGAACCUCGCUGUGCACUCAUCAGAGGAGUAACCCAGACACUUACAACCUCACAGCCUGACUGACUUCUGCCUUUCCAGUCAAACUGUCACAGCUGUACGUGCCAGUCACAACGCAGUUACCAACAGGUGGAUUUGUGACAAUGAGACCAGAGAGGAAAGCCAUCCUAGAGUUAUUGUAGAGAUAACUUUGCAUCAUGGAUCACAGCAACACGUUGAAGGUCGUUCUGUGUGUUCUGACCUUAAAUCCACGAGUGGACUCUUUCUCUGAUCCAGAGUUGGAGGUUCUCAAUCCCAAAGAUUAUGGACCUGCAGGAUUUUUAGUCAGAUUUCUUUGAUCAUAUAAACUACUUUUCUUUGAGGUGUAACAAUUUCUGUCAUGUUACAUGUUGGCUUCUAUGGGACAAAAAAACAGGAACACCUGACAAUAUAGUGCACUUGUGAGACUGUCAGAGACUCAAUUCUGUGGCAUUUUUAUGAUGCUCUAGUUGUUGGUGUUAAAUUGGAGCGCAAUAUAAUUUAAGGUGUUCCUGUUAUUUUGUCCACUGCCUGUACAUUACAGACACAGACAGAAGUAGCUGAUUAGGAAUUCUUGGAGAUGUUACUUAGAGGUUGUUGUUUAUCAAAAGUCAAAUAGAGAACCAGAGUUAAGGAAAAGUCUACCUAUCGUCUAAUCUAAUCUGCCUAAUCUUUCCCAGCGAUGUACGUCAACUGUAGUGGAAAUAAUGUUUCAAUUGACAUAGUUCAUAAGCAGUUGAAUUUGAUAUUUUUCUAUGUUUCCAAUAAUCAUGAUUUGCAGAGCUGCACAGUUAAGGUUAAAGUGCCAUGUUGUCUUCAAUGCUCGAGAUUUUUAACACAUGAAACACGUGUGCUACUAAUGUGAACAUACAAUAUGAUGCAUCAGAGCCAUUUGGCAUGGUAUUGACGUAACAGUUUAACAGAUUAAUAAUGUUCUGCUCUCUGUUGAUAAAGCCACAGUAAGACUGCAGGUUUUUGGGCAAGUUAUCAUGAAUAUUUUAAAUUCUGUGUUACAGAUAACUGCCGUUUUGCUCAAACCAAGUCAAAUCAAGAAAUGGCCUGGUGCAAAAGUCCUUGUUAAUGUUUGCGAUUUGCACUAAUGUAUAUUCAUGUGAGAUUGUGUUUAUUCGUGUGCAAUCUGUAAAGGUGAUUGUUUUCAGGUAUUAAAAUAUGAAAAAUA
Messenger RNA from Siniperca chuatsi (mandarin fish), 2855 nucleotides. It is a transcript of the gene usp30, whose product is annotated as ubiquitin specific peptidase 30. The coding region runs from base 252 to 1691 and encodes 479 amino acids. Gene Ontology annotation, biological process: protein deubiquitination. The record is from RefSeq and is a predicted model, not a curated record. Gene Ontology annotation, molecular function: cysteine-type endopeptidase activity; cysteine-type deubiquitinase activity. Gene Ontology annotation, cellular component: cytosol; nucleus. Lineage: Eukaryota; Metazoa; Chordata; Actinopteri; Centrarchiformes; Sinipercidae. The transcript has 13 exons.